Messenger RNA from Asterias rubens (European starfish), 959 nucleotides. RefSeq lists its product as uncharacterized. Bases 37 to 756 code for a protein of 239 amino acids. The transcript is spliced from 8 exons. The record is from RefSeq and is a predicted model, not a curated record. NCBI's taxonomy places the organism in Eukaryota, Metazoa, Echinodermata, Asteroidea, Forcipulatida, Asteriidae.
UGUGCAUCACCACCUCUGAAAAGAAAGAAAACUGUUAUGUUUGACACCAAGAAGAUCCUCAGUGAGACACCUCAAGGGAGGAUUGUUAUACAAGACAUUGAGAAGAGUGGGUUCCUAACUAAGAAGGUCAAGCACCACCUGGUUAAAAUAUUGGUUGGCCACUUGAUCUCAUCGCAUGGUAAAAACCCAGGAGCAUUUGAAAAAAAUGCGUUGGCACAGAGUGUCAUAACUGCAUUUCCAUGCUUACGAGACCCACAAGGAAUCACAGGAUAUGAGUCAUUUUACACUAAAGGAUCACAUAGAUGUCCAGCCACAGGUUAUUUAGAGGAGCACCUCAGGUAUGUAAGGAAACACAUGCUGGAGACUACAAAGAAAGACCCACAAGGAUGUACUACAACUACACCACAAGCUGUUUUUGAAUCUGACAAAUUGCCUGAGGUGCCGGAGGAUACUCAAUCAAAGAUUGAGUGGAUGAAGAACAAUUUAGAACCUGCUGGGCAAGUUAAGGAUUACAUGUCAACAACAGUCACAUAUAGACGAGAUUGGUUAAAGAACAAGGACAGGACAGUAGCUGCAAUUCUUCAGGAGUUCCCCAGACUGCUAGAUAAAAAUAUGAUUGAACAGGACUAUCAGUUGCAGUAUCCCACAUCUGCUGAAAAUAUGCACAGUCGAUGGGAUGCCAUGGUUGAGCCCCUCAUUGAAUUAUGGAACAAAGACAUGUCCAUUAUGGAAAGAGGUAUUGGAACUACAACCUGAUACUGACCUGAAGAAACUGACAACAGAUGAGAAGGCAUGCUUGGCCAUGUACAUUGUCCCCCUCAUUUUGGAAGGCAACAUCAGAAAAUCGACUGCUGGAAGACGCACCCACAACGAAAGAGUUGGAGCUUUUAUUGACAAACAAAAGGAGAUCAUCCACAUGCCCAGUUACUUGAAGGAAAUUGAUGAGGUGAAACGCCCAC